Messenger RNA from Triticum aestivum (bread wheat), 1236 nucleotides. RefSeq names its product histone H2B.2-like. Gene Ontology annotation, cellular component: nucleosome. Gene Ontology annotation, molecular function: protein heterodimerization activity; structural constituent of chromatin; DNA binding. NCBI's taxonomy places the organism in Eukaryota, Viridiplantae, Streptophyta, Magnoliopsida, Poales, Poaceae. The coding region runs from base 68 to 991 and encodes 307 amino acids. The transcript has a single exon. The record is from RefSeq and is a predicted model, not a curated record.
CCCAACACACUUGUGCAAGCCACUUCACUCUCAGUCCACUCACCAGCAGAGCAGUAGUAGUAGCGAGAUGGCUCCCAAGCGCCGCGGCAGCAAGGUGGUGAGCUCCGUGGUGAAGACCAAGGUGGUGGAGGAGACCGUGGAGGUCGCCACCACCAUCCUCCCCGCCUCCCAGUCCCAGUCCCAGCCCGACUCCGCCGCCCAGGAGGAGGACCUGCAGCAGCCGGAGGUCGUCGACGUCUCCCGCUCCCGCGACGUCCACGUCGAGGUCGUCACCACCCCCGACGCCCAGCCCACCCACGGCGCCAAGAAGCAGCCCGCCUCCAAGAGGGGCGCCGCCAACGCCAAGCCGCCGGCCGGGCCGCUGGUGGUGCCGGUCUCGCCGUCACCACAGGAGCAGGAGGCCCAGCCGGCGGAGGAGCAGCAGCAGCAGCGCAAGAAAGGUGGCGGCAAGACGCCGGCGUCGCUGCAGAGCCAGGAGACGCAGGAGAACCCCUACGCGUACCAGGACGAGACCACCAAGAAGAGGCCUGCAGAGGAGGACGACGGCGCUGAGCCUAAUAAGCCGGAGGGCCCCGAGACGCCGACGCAGAAGAGGUCCAGGACCGAGGGCAAGGCCAAGACGCGCAAGGCGGAGGCCGCGGCGAGGAAGAAGCUGUCCGCGGCGGCGGGCAAAGGAAAAGGCGGGCGCCGCCGUCGUCGUCUGGGAGGGAACAACGUCGACAUGGGGUACAAGGCGUACGUGUACCGGGUGCUGAAGCAGGUGCACCCGGACCUGGGCGCGUCGGGGAAGACGAUGCAGGCGCUGGACAUGAUGAUGGCGGACAUGUUCGAGCGGCUGGCGACGGAGGCGUCGCGGCUGGCGCAGUACGCCGGGCGGGCCACGCUCACCUCCCGCGACGUGCAGAACGCGGUGCGCCUGGUGCUCCCCGGCGAGCUCGCCAAGCACGCCAUCUCCGAGGGCACCAAGGCCGUCACCAUGUACAUGUCCUGAAGGCCCAAACAUCUCAAAGAUCCACCCGUCGGUCAGAAGCAGAGGGUGCAUGCUGGUAGUAGUCAGUUCGGUUUAGUUGUGUUUCCGUGGCAUGGUUCGGUCUGGACUUUUGCAAUGCGGUAGUAGUUUUAAGUUGGUGGCUGAUCGAUGAUGUAGUCUAGUUAGUUGGUUAAUUACUAGUUACUGUUGAAUGUUGAUGUAGUGGCGCUAGCGCUUAAGGUUCAACUUAAACUGUUGGUCAUGUA